CCAGCCACGCGCCCCGAGCCCGCCAGCAUGAGCUACACGCUUGACUCGCUGGGCAACCCGUCCGCCUACCGGCGGGUGACCGAAACCCGCUCGAGCUUCAGCCGGGUGAGCGGCUCGCCGUCCAGCGGCUUCCGCUCGCAGUCGUGGUCGCGGAGCUCACCCAGCACCGUGUCCUCGUCCUACAAGCGCAGCGCGCUGGCCCCGCGGCUCGCCUACAGCGCGGCCGUGCUCAGCUCGGCCGAGAGCAGCCUCGACUUCAGCCAGUCCUCGUCCCUGCUCAACGGCGGCGCCGGGCCCGGCGGCGACUACAAGCUGGCCCGCUCCAACGAGAAGGAGCAGCUGCAGGGGCUCAACGACCGCUUCGCCGGCUACAUCGAGAAGGUGCACUACCUGGAGCAGCAGAACAAGGAGAUCGAGGCCGAGAUCCAGGCGCUGCGGCAGAAGCAGGCUACGCAGGCCCAGCUGAGCGAUGCGUACGACCAGGAGAUCCGCGAGCUGCGCACCACGCUGGAGAUGGUGAACCACGAGAAGGCGCAGGUCCAGCUCGACUCGGACCACCUGGAGGAAGACAUCCACCGGCUCAAGGAGCGCUUCGAGGAGGAGGCGCGGCUACGCGACGACACCGAGGCGGCCAUCCGGGCGCUGCGCAAAGACAUCGAGGAGUCAUCGAUGGUCAAGGUGGAGCUGGACAAGAAGGUGCAGUCGCUGCAGGAUGAGGUGGCCUUCCUGCGGAGCAACCACGAAGAGGAGGUGGCCGACCUGCUGGCCCAGAUCCAGGCGUCGCACAUCACGGUGGAGCGCAAAGACUACCUGAAGACGGACAUCUCGUCGGCGCUGAAGGAGAUCCGCUCCCAGCUCGAGUGCCACUCGGAUCAGAACAUGCACCAGGCCGAGGAGUGGUUCAAGUGCCGCUACGCCAAGCUCACCGAGGCGGCCGAGCAGAACAAGGAAGCCAUACGCUCCGCCAAGGAAGAGAUCGCCGAGUACCGGCGCCAGCUGCAGUCCAAGAGUAUCGAGCUCGAGUCGGUGCGCGGCACCAAGGAGUCCCUGGAGCGGCAGCUCAACGACAUCGAGGAGCGCCACAACCACGACCUUAGCAGCUACCAGGAUACCAUCCAGCAAUUGGAAAAUGAGCUUCGGGGCACUAAGUGGGAAAUGGCUCGUCAUCUGCGAGAAUACCAGGAUCUCCUCAAUGUCAAGAUGGCUCUGGAUAUCGAAAUUGCCGCCUACAGAAAACUCCUGGAGGGUGAAGAGACCAGAUUUAGCACAUUUUCAGGAAGCAUCACUGGGCCCAUAUAUACACACCGACAGCCCUCAAUCACAAUAUCCAGCAAAAUCCAAAAAACCAAAGUAGAGGCUCCCAAGCUAAAGGUUCAACACAAAUUUGUUGAGGAAAUCAUAGAAGAAACCAAAGUCGAAGAUGAGAAGUCAGAAAUGGAAGAUGCCUUGACAGCCAUUGCAGAGGAACUGGGUGUUUCCAUGAAGGAAGAAGCAAAAGAAGAGACAGAAGAAAAGGAAGAGGAACAAGACACUGAGGAAGAAGUGGUAGCUACCAAAAAAUCUCCAGUGAAAGCUAUGGCACCAGAAUUUAAAGAAGGGGAAAAGGAGGAGGAAGAAGAAGGCCAAGAGGAAGAAGAGGAGGAGGAAGAUGAAGGUGCAAAAUCAGACCAGGCUGAAGAAGGAGGGUCUGAGAAGGAAGGUUCUAGUGAAAAAGAAGAAGGUGAGCAGGAAGAAGAAGAAGUGGAGGCUGAAGGAGGAGAGGAAACUGCAGCAAAGGAUGAAAAGAAACCAGAGGAGAAGACUGAAGUCGUGGCUGCUAAAGAGUUAGUGGUAGAAAAAUCAGAGAAAGCCAAAUCACCAAUGCCCAAAUCACCCGUGGAAGAAGUGAAACCCAAAGCAGAAGCUGGAAAAAGUGAACAGAAAGAGGAAGAAGGAAAGAAAGAAGUAAAGGAAACUCCCAAAGAAGAGAAGGCAGAGAAAAAGGAGGAGAAGCCAAAAGAUGUGCCAGAGAAGAAAGCUGAGUCUCCAGCAAAGGAGAAAGCUGAGUCUCCGGUAAAGGAAAAGUCAGAAUCCCCAGUGAAGGAGAAAGCAGAAUCUCCAGUGAAGGAGAAAGCAGAAUCUCCAGUGAAGGAGAAAGCAGAAUCUCCAGUGAAGGAGAAAGCAGAAUCUCCAGCAAAAGAGAAAGCUGAGUCUCCAGUAAAGGAAAAGGCUGAAUCCCCAGUAAAGGAAAAGGCUCAAUCCCCAGUGAAGGAAAAAGCUGAAUCCCCAGUAAAGGAAAAGGCUGAAUCCCCAGUAAAGGAAAAGGCUCAAUCCCCAGUGAAGGAAAAAGCUGAAUCCCCAGUAAAGGAAAAGGCUGAAUCCCCAGUAAAGGAAAAGGCUGAAUCCCCAGUAAAGGAGAAGGUUGUGGAGGAGGUGGUCACCAUAACCAAAUCAGUAAAGGUGAGCUUAGAGAAAGAGGCCAAAGAGGAGAAGCCGCAGAAGCAGAAGGAGAAAGCAGAUGAGAAAGGAGGAAGUGAGGAGGAAGGCAGUGAUCAGGGUUCCAAGGGCUCAGCAAAGGAAGACAUAGCUGUAAAUGGGGAGGUAGAAGGCAAGGAGGGGGAAGAACAGGAAACAAAGGAGAAAGGUAGUGGAGGUGAAGAGGAGAAAGGGGUCAUCACCAAUGGGCUAGACUUGAGCCCAGCUGAUGAAAAGAAGGGGGAUGACAGGAGUGAGGAAAAAGUGGUGGUAACCAAGACAGUAGAAAAAAUCACCAGUGAGGGGGGAGAUGGUGCUACCAAAUACAUUACCAAAUCUGUAACCGUCACUCAAAAGGUCGAAGAGCAUGAAGAGACCUUUGAGGAGAAACUAGUGUCUACUAAAAAGGUAGAGAAGGUUACUUCACAUGCCAUAGUAAAGGAAGUCACCCAGAGUGACUAAUCCUUGAGUCCAUUGCAAAAGGUUAAGCCAUAUGACAAUUUCAAAAUGCAUGUGAUUGACAGCUUCAAACCAGAAUGGGUUCUCCCAUGAGGGCUCCAGACAUUGUAUUUUACUUUGUGCAAUAUGAGGGAACUGCAUGCAAACUCAGAGUGCUCCCUCCUCAGUCUUUGGGGGAUUCAAACGCAUGAUAUUGAAUGUACCUGAGGAAUUGGCUGAUUUCCUAAACUGUUGGAAGGGGGGCACUCAGAGGGAUAUAUUGAGAUGUAUUAUGCACAGAACCAACUGAGCCAAAAAAUAAUAAUAAAUGAAACAGAACUCUCUUAGCCUUAAGAAAGCUAUAUAAGAAUAAUUAUGUUUACCUCACUGGUGCAUUUAAAAUGGACUUUUGUUCAUGGGAGAACCUUGCUGACAUGCACAGUUUGCAGCCUUCUGUUGAUUGAUGUUUAAUGUCACAGCAGUCCUUGCUCAAUAAAGGUCAUAUUGGAAACAUAA
Erinaceus europaeus (western European hedgehog) is the source of this 3408-nucleotide messenger RNA. It is a transcript of the gene NEFM, whose product is annotated as neurofilament medium chain. Bases 28 to 2916 code for a protein of 962 amino acids. Gene Ontology annotation, cellular component: axon; cytoplasm; intermediate filament. The transcript has 3 exons. Gene Ontology annotation, molecular function: structural constituent of cytoskeleton. Lineage: Eukaryota; Metazoa; Chordata; Mammalia; Eulipotyphla; Erinaceidae. Gene Ontology annotation, biological process: neurofilament bundle assembly. The record is from RefSeq and is a predicted model, not a curated record.